Messenger RNA from Phaeodactylum tricornutum CCAP 1055/1, 1350 nucleotides. RefSeq lists its product with no specific name. Bases 1 to 1350 code for a protein of 449 amino acids. The record is from RefSeq and is a predicted model, not a curated record. Gene Ontology annotation, molecular function: mRNA binding. Gene Ontology annotation, cellular component: cytosol. NCBI's taxonomy places the organism in Eukaryota, Bacillariophyta, Bacillariophyceae, Surirellales, Neidiaceae. The transcript has 2 exons.
AUGUCACUACCGAGCUCUGUUUGCGGCAUCGCUCGGGUCUGUGCAGCAACUACCUUUCUCGCCAUGUUGUCUUCCCAUACUUCUAGAUUCGCCGUCCGAGCCUUUACCGUUAAGGCUUUUGCGGCACACAACUACAGACAACGAUAUCCUCUUCCCCAUUUGAAUGUUCAUAUGCACCGUGAAGCGGAUAUGGUGGAGCAAAUGAUUGGCGGAGAGCGGUACGAAGUGACUCAACUCCCCGAUUCCAUGGUGGAAACUACAUUGUUUGUGGGUAAUAUUGACGAAUUUGUGCACGACGAUGACUUGUCGGGUCUCUUUCAGUCUGUCAGCAAGUUGCAGUCCGUACCUGCCUGUGUAGUUCGCAAACCAGACAUGUCCUCACUACAGUACGGCUUUGUAUCUUUUCCAUCCGUGGAGGAAAAGGAGGCUGCGAUCAUUAGAUUCAAUGGCUACGAAUGGAAAGGGAAGAAGCUAAGAGUGCAGGAAAUUCGGGACCAUCCCGGUCGGGCUCGCGUAAGCGUACCGGAACGCAUGGUGGCCUAUGUAAGUGGAGCUGCCAAGAAAGUCCGCGGAGGGAAAACGAACCAACUCCGUCGGAUCUCGCGCGAUGAUGUAGAACGACUGAGUCGUGGUCAGCCUUCCAAGAAGAAAGGAUACGGUAGUCGAAACGUUCCGCAUAGGUUGAAUGACGAAGAACGAGCCGAGAUGGAUCGUGCCGCCAAGAAGGGUUUCGUUUCCUUUGCGGGCACUGGCAACCGACGGACUCGAAAGGGAUCACCGCUCGCCAAUAUUCACCGACAGUGGUGUGAUGCGCGGGACAAACCACAGAUUCUACACUUUAAGGCUAGCGGUGGUAGACAACCCUUGGACCAAGUGAUUGUUGAUUUGUCGCCAUUGAGAUUGAACGGCCUCUUUGAUGACCCGAGCCGGGUGGAUGAUUUUCUGGCUAAGUGGAAAGCAGACAUUGCUACCGCAGCGAGCAACUCAGGGAUGCAAAUUUAUACACGGACUAGUGAUGUUGAUGCAGAUGAAAAUGAUCUUGACGAAGAUAUUGCUACUGAUUAUUUGGUCACCCUUGACCAUCAUGCAGUAAUGGAGGCAUGGGCCACGAAACCGAUAUGGAAGUUGCCAGUGGUUAGCUUUGCAGUCUUUGAAGGAGAUAGACCACGCGCUAAGGCUAUGGCCAAAGAACUGGCAGCAUUGUGGGAAAUUCCAGAAGAGCAGCAAGAGACUGGAGGAGGUCCCAAGACUCGUCGAGACGCUGGUGCUCGGAAAGGCGGGAAAACCAACAUGAAGGGACUUAGCCAACAUCGUAAGCGGGGUGGGGGUCACCGCCAAUCUUUCUACUAG